AUGAGUGAGUUCAUCAAUGAAAACCCAGAUAUCCUGGACGAAAGCUUGCUUCCUUCCCGUUUGGAGGAUAAAAACGAUGCUAUUUGGGAUAAAAAUCUAAAUGUCGGUAACUUACAGCGUCGGCUGCAUUUGCUCAAUAUUCAUCAGACAACAGACUGCAAGGUGUAUCGCAACAUAGAGCUCGUAGAUAAACUACUAUCUCAGAGAACUGCCUCUAACAACUUGCAUACUCCAGACCUGACCGAUGCCGAAACUGAAGAAUCGGAAUACGAAGAGGCCGAAGAUCCAAUCGACGCUCAGGAAAUCUACGACAUGAUUGCACACAUUUCGGAUCCAGAGCACCCACUCACGUUAGGUCAGCUGGCUGUUGUUAAUCUCUCAGACAUCGAAGUGCGUGAAAAAUGCGACAAGACCAAAAUUUCUGAAGUUGUGGUGAAAAUUACCCCUACAAUUACACAUUGUUCAUUGGCUACGCUGAUAGGUCUCGGUAUCCGCGUGAGACUUGAAAGAUCGCUUCCCUCUCGCUACAGAAUCAACAUAUUGCUCAAAGAAGGCUCCCACCAAAGCGAAAAUCAGGUGAAUAAACAGCUCAAUGAUAAGGAACGAGUCGCCGCAGCUUGUGAGAACGACCAGCUUCUUGGAGUUGUAUCCAAGAUGCUAAGCACAUGCAAAUAG
This is a messenger RNA of Lachancea nothofagi CBS 11611, 675 nucleotides long. The record is from the annotation of a GenBank genome assembly. Lineage: Eukaryota; Fungi; Ascomycota; Saccharomycetes; Saccharomycetales; Saccharomycetaceae.